ACCAAAAAACGCGCACCUUUUAAACACCCCAACCGAAACCUCCAAAAGCCAUCGCCAUUUCCUUUCCUCCCAACGCCGCUUCCUUGUCUCCCUCGCACGCUCACCAGCGCCUCCUAUGCUCGCCGGCGUCGGCCGGCGAUGCCAACCACCAGCCCGCUGAAGCGCCCCUCCGCCGGCGGCCGCCUGCGCCGCCUCCUCGCCUCCCUCCGCCCGCGGGCCCGCGCGGGGCCGCUCCCCGUCCAGACCGGCUUCCCGACCUCCCUCGCCGACCUCGUCGUCAAGAACCAUGGCCGCCUCAAGAAGCCCCGGAGGCGCCACCGCGCAGCCCCCGCCCCCGCACCACCGGUGCUCGCCUCCGCCGAGCCGGCGCCCAAGCAAACGCACGAGCUUUCGGUGCCUCAGGCCGCGGCCGUGCCGGCACCGGCACGCCCCAAAGGCGCGGGCUUUACCAUCCGGCCGGAGCUCCUGGCGGUGGCGCUCGCGCUGCUGGUGAUCUGGAGCAAGCAGCUUGUGGCCGCGGCCACGCUCGCGUCGGUGGCGCUGUUCUGGAUCGAGGCCGUCAGGUCCCCCGCCUCCCGCCGGCGGCUGUGGCCGGAUUCGCGCGGCCGCGGCCUCGUCUCGCCGAUUCGGGAGGCGGAGUCGCCCAGGCCGAGCUGCGCCGCGUCGGACACGGGGAGCGAGGUCUCCUCCCUCUGCGCCGCCGACACGACCGGCCUCGCCGGCAACGAUUCGGACUCCACCAGCCCGAACAGGGGGAAGGAGAAGAGGAGAUCGCUGCGGAAGCUGCUCGCCAAGAAGCUGCAGAACGGCAAGAGACCCAAGGAGGGCAAGGACUCCCGCACUUGCGCCGGCGAGGUCAGCGCCCGCGAGCCCGCUGUAGUAGCUGCUGCCCUCGCCGAGGAGACGGCGCCACCGCGGGAAGCGGUCACCGACGAGGGGUGCCACCGUCGACGAGCGGCUGCAUUGCCGAUGGCCGCGUUCGUGCCAGUCAUCCUUGCCGGGCUCGUGGCCGGGAAGGUCCCGGCGGUGGCGCUCACCGUGCUGUGCGCCGUGUUCUUCACCUCGGUGGAGAGAGCACCGGACGCUGCAGCUCAGGCAAGUGGCCAUGGGAGUGAUCGGAGGUAGCAGCAGCGUCCGGUCCGGAGUUCAGCCAGAUUCCCACAAAACCGAGGGAACCUUGCAGAUUUUUUUCAUUUAGUUUGCUGUUUGGUUGUAAAUUAGCGCCACGAGAAGACACAAACAAGCAAGUGUACACAAAUUCCUGGUUUCUUUUUGCCUGAACAUUUGUAAUUGCAUUCCUUCUUGAAUCCGAAUAAUAAGAAGUGAAAUGACAAGAGAAAA
Messenger RNA from Panicum virgatum (switchgrass), 1341 nucleotides. RefSeq lists its product as uncharacterized. The transcript has a single exon. Bases 139 to 1125 code for a protein of 328 amino acids. The record is from RefSeq and is a predicted model, not a curated record. NCBI's taxonomy places the organism in Eukaryota, Viridiplantae, Streptophyta, Magnoliopsida, Poales, Poaceae.